Molecule: messenger RNA, 1089 nt
Organism: Bactrocera oleae (olive fruit fly)
Lineage: Eukaryota; Metazoa; Arthropoda; Insecta; Diptera; Tephritidae
Source: RefSeq, a predicted model, not a curated record
AUGCUCCUCGGGUUAUUGCCAUUCAAAUAUACAAAAGAAAAAAACACUUUUCGGUCUUCACGAGCCGCGCUCAGCUAUAGUGUCGUAAUGAACACGUUGAUUUUUGUUUGGGUCGUCAAAAACUGGCCGGAUGUGUCGAACUAUGAGCUUUUCGUUGCGAAGCCUUUGCUUUAUUUCGUGCAAAUCGCCGUCAGUUAUCUGAAUUUCGUUGGAAUGGUUCUAAUCUUUUGCAGUACUUGGUCUGGUAGAAAACGUCUGUUGCGGCUUUUCAAUGAAAUUGUCUCUGUAAGACAGCUAUGUGAUUCGAAAGUGUUUUUACGCGAAUUUGACGGCAGCUUGAUGGAAAAACGCAUUAUACUGAAGUUUUGCUCAAUGUUGUUGGAAAAUAUCUUAUACCUCAGCUCAAUGAUCUAUAUAAGCUACAAAAUGAAUGCAAAUUACUUUUUGGUGCUGCUUUUGAAUCUAAUAUUGUUAAAUGAAAUAUUUUUGAUAUCGAAUCAGUUCUAUCACAAUGCGCUCUUCAUCAAUCAUUCCAUAGUGGCUGUAAAUCAUCGCUUGCGUUGUUUAAAUACCAAGCCGCAGUUGUUGUCUGCUGGUGAGAUUAAUGAGAUUUUCGGUAUAUAUAUGCGUUUGAUGCGCUUAAUCGCGCACAUAAUGAAAGCCUAUGAACAACAAUUACUCGUCAUAAUCUCAGUUCGUUUGAGUUUAGUUGUGCAAUGUCUUUUCUUCACAUGCAUGCACUUCGCCGGUAAAGGAUUGCAGGUAGAUAAAAUAGAAUUGCUACAUUUCGUGCAAAUUAUAGUGCUAAACUCCUACGACUGUUCGCUGAUAAUGGGUGUUUGCGAAUCGAUUUGGCGCGUUCAGGAACAGACGGAAGUCGAGCUUCGAAAUUUCAACAAUUUUCGUAUUUUGCGCCUUGGUCUGGCGAGAGAUCUUAACACUUUUUCCACAUUUUGCGGCAUACGCAAGUUUCGGUUUCCACUAUGUGGCUUGUUCGAGAUAAAUUUUGCAACUGCACGCGGACUGUCUACUUCAGUGGUGACAGCGUUAAUCUGGUUGGUUCAAUAUGAUUUCGCCACAAAUAUGUGA